Molecule: messenger RNA, 1594 nt
Organism: Mytilus trossulus (common blue mussel)
Lineage: Eukaryota; Metazoa; Mollusca; Bivalvia; Mytilida; Mytilidae
Product: major antigen-like
Exons: 7
Coding region: 182-1504 (440 amino acids)
Source: RefSeq, a predicted model, not a curated record
CUAGUAACAUGUUAAACAAAAACACUUAUUGUCUUGUUUGGUUUUCAUUGUACAAGUGUCUUCUCGCUCAAGAUAUGGAUAAGUGGUGUAGCUGUGGACUUAACUGGGGCAAACUUCUGAAAUUGCACAAGUGACAGAAGACUUAAACACAAGAAAAAUAUUACAGACAAGGGAGACAAUUAUGACUUUCACAGGCAGACCACCUAAGGAUGCAAGCCAUAUAGAAGAAGUGAAGCAUAUGAUUGAAACCUUUCCUCAUCCAAACUUGGAUGGUGUAGUUCACCAGCAGAACACAGGUGGUACAGUUCCUGUAGAUAGUGAUAUUUGGGGAAAACUAUCAGAUUUUAGAUCCCUCACUGAAGAACAACAAAGAGAAACCAGAGAGUUUCUGUUAAUGAGAUUUAGUAUAGAAGAUUUACAGUUAGCUUGGGACCAAUAUUUUGUACAGAAAGGAGAAAUCCCUACCUGUUUACAGUAUAGAAUUUUCAUCAACAACUGGAGAGGUAAUAAAACUAAAAGAAGGACUCAGUCAUUAGCUGAAAUGAUGAGAACUAUAGAGAAGAAAGAUGAUGAAAUUUAUCAUGAAAGAGAUGAGCAGCAAUUAUUACAUUCUCAACUGGAACUGGUCAAUCAUAUUUACAACGGUCAGUUGAGGCGUGUUCAUGAUUUAGAACAAGAUAAUAAUUUCUUGAGAGAUAAUAUUCACCAACUAGAAAAUGAAGUAGAGCAAAAGUCAGAAGAUAAUAAUCGAAUAAGGGAUAUAACUGAAGUACAGGGUAGACAUGUGUACCAGUUAAGGAGGACAAUAACACAGAAAGAUAGACAGAUAUGUGAUCAGUGUAGUCAGUUGAGGGAUUUAGAGGAUACUAAAGGAGAGUAUGGAUCAGUUAUUAAAAGGCAGAAGAUGAUGAUUAAGGAAAAGAAAGAUGAAGUGAGGGCACAGAGUGCUACAAUUAAUGAACAAAGUGAUACAAUUAAUGAACAGAGUGCUACAAUUAAUGAAAUAAAUGUGAAAAAUGAAGAACUAAAUGUGAAAAAUGAAGAACAUGUGAUAACAAUUAAUGAACAGAGUGCUACAAUUAAUGAACAGAGUGCUACAAUUAAUGAUCAGAGUGCUACAAUUAAUGAUCAGAGUGCUACAAUUAAUGAACAGAGUGCUACAAUUAAUGAACAGAGUGCCACAAUUAAUGAUCUCAUUGAGCAAAAUCAUGACAAAUGUAAAACAAUAAAUGAAAAUAGUAAAACAAUAGACAAUCUAAACAGUAAAAUUGAUAUGGAAGUUAAUGUUGGUCAGACCAAAGAACAAAUUAUAGCUGAACAGAGUCAGGUGAUUGAGGAACAGAAAGAAAGUUUAAUGAAGUAUAAGAAGGACGAUGAAGAUCUAAGAAGACAGAUGGUAGAACAAGACAGAAUUAACCAGGAUCUGUAUGAUCAGUUAAAGGAUGUUAAAAUGUUGUGCAAUAAGCUGAUGAUGAAAAUACAAGCCAAAUCACAGAAUCAGUAGAAGUUGUUGUAUUCAGCAAACUCUCGGUGCAGCUAAUUUAUUAAUGAUAGUGUAAAUUUUCACUUUGUACAAAUUUAUAUAUGUAUUUUU